Molecule: messenger RNA, 801 nt
Organism: Microthlaspi erraticum
Lineage: Eukaryota; Viridiplantae; Streptophyta; Magnoliopsida; Brassicales; Brassicaceae
Source: the annotation of a GenBank genome assembly
AUGUUUUCGACGCUUCGUCACGCCAUGUUUCUCCGUCGAUUUCCGACCGUGUUUUCUCCCACAAAAAGGGCUUUCGGCAGUAAAAUUUCCGAUGGAAUAGAUGCCCAAAUCGUGAAUGAGCUGAAUCAGGAAAUGCAAUCAAUCUUUGGAGCACAACCUUCUCCCGAUGGAUUUUCCGGUCCUGGGACAAUGGAUUUCUCUGAAUUGAAAUCCAAAGUUGAAUCUCUGAAGCCUACAGUCCCGGAGAAUUCCGAUCUUAGAUCCCAUAUCGAGUAUCAGAAAUCUACAGAAUAUAAACAAGGUGCAGAAAUGGCUAGUGAUAUGUCGAGGCUAACUCAUGUAGGGGUCUCAGGGGAAGCUCAAAUGGUGGAUGUUUCUUCCAAAGACAAUACUAAGAGAACCGCAUUGGCUUGCUGCAAAGUGAUUCUAGGGCAAAGAGUUUUCGAUUUGGUCUUAGCGAAUCAGAUGGGGAAAGGAGAUGUUCUUGGAGUAGCCAAAAUCGCUGGCAUUAACGGAGCAAAACAGACCAGCAGCUUAAUCCCACUGUGUCAUAACAUUGCUCUCACGCAUGUUCGUGUGGACUUGAGGUUAAACCCUGAGGAUUGUAGUGUUGAGAUUGAAGGGGAAGCUUCUUGCACUGGAAAAACAGGUGUUGAGAUGGAAGCUUUGACUGCUGUUUCAGUUGCUGGCUUAACUGUUUACGAUAUGUGCAAGGCUGCUUCCAAAGAUAUCUGUAUCACAGACGUGAGACUUGAGCGUAAAUCUGGUGGAAAUAGCGGGUACUGGUCAAGAGGAGAGUGA